AUCAGUGCUGGCUGACUCCCUGGAAGAUGAAGCUAAGAAUAACAUCACCAUCUUUACAAGAAUUCUAGACAGACUUCUGGAUGGUUAUGAUAAUCGCCUCAGACCUGGAUUAGGAGAUAGUAUUACUGAAGUCUUCACUAACAUCUAUGUGACCAGUUUUGGACCUGUUUCAGAUACCGAUAUGGAAUACACAAUAGAUGUUUUCUUCCGUCAGAAAUGGAAGGAUGAGAGAUUAAAGUUUAAGGGCCCAAUGAACAUUCUUCGAUUGAACAACCUAAUGGCCAGCAAAAUCUGGACCCCAGAUACAUUUUUUCACAAUGGGAAGAAGUCAGUGGCUCAUAACAUGACAAUGCCAAACAAGCUCCUACGAAUCCAAGAUGAUGGAACUCUAUUGUACACCAUGAGGCUUACAGUCCAAGCUGAAUGUCCAAUGCACUUGGAGGAUUUCCCUAUGGAUGCGCACUCUUGCCCACUGAAAUUUGGCAGCUAUGCAUACACAACGUCAGAAGUGACAUAUAUUUGGACUUAUAAUGCUUCAGAUUCGGUACAGGUGGCACCAGAUGGCUCAAGAUUGAAUCAGUAUGACCUUUUAGGUCAAACAAUUGGAAAAGAAACAGUUAAAUCAAGUACAGGUGAAUAUACAGUUAUGACGGCUCAUUUUCACCUGAAGAGAAAAAUUGGUUAUUUUGUCAUUCAGACUUACCUCCCUUGUAUCAUGACUGUCAUUCUCUCUCAAGUGUCAUUCUGGCUGAACAGAGAAUCUGUACCUGCCAGGACAGUCUUCGGAGUAACAACUGUGUUGACAAUGACAACACUAAGCAUCAGUGCUCGAAAUUCACUCCCCAAAGUAGCAUACGCAACAGCUAUGGAUUGGUUUAUUGCUGUUUGUUAUGCAUUUGUAUUCUCUGCAUUAAUUGAAUUUGCAACUGUAAAUUAUUUCACAAAACGAGGAUGGGCCUGGGAUGGAAAAAGUGUAGUGAAUGAUAAGAAAAAAGAAAAAGCGUCUGUCAUUAAGAAAAACAAUGCCUAUGCAGUAGCUGUUGCCAACUAUGCUCCAAAUAUUACCAAGGACUCAGUGCUACCAACCAUCUCCAAGAGUGCUACAACUGCAGAACCCAACAAGGCAAAACCAGAAGCGAAGCCACAAGAAGCAAAGAAGACAUUCAACAGUGUUAGCAAAAUUGACAGAAUGUCUAGAAUAGUGUUUCCAGUAUUAUUUGGUACUUUUAAUUUAGUGUAUUGGGCUACAUAUUUAAACAGGGAGCCUGUCUUACUUGGCUUUGCGCCAUCAACCUAAAAGCCGAAUUGCACUGAGGACUUAACGCAUCAUUCUAAUCAGAUAGGUUGUUUGCUAUGUACAGUCUGACUAAUAACUGCUAAUCUGUGAACCAUUAUGUACAGUGUGUAUAUAAAUGUCUUGUCUGUGUAUCUCCAAAGGAGGCACACAGUAUUAAUUCAUGGGUCUGUAAACAGAUAGCACCCAUGGCAAAUACAGCCAGCUCUUUAAAAGUUAAACCCAGGGGACUUCGGUUAAACUAGCAUUCAAAUAUACAGAGUUAUAUUCUCUCCAUACAAUGAAAUGAAGAUAUGAUCCUACAUAAUUAUUUAGGAACAGUAUUUUUUUAAUUUAAAGUUAAAAUAUUUUUCUAUAAAGUAACUAAUUCUACUUUAAUGAAAGAAAAUGUCAUUUAAAAAAGUGAUUUUUUUUAAAAAGGUGUAAUUAUUUGAUACGAUAGCAGUACCCAUGUACAUAACAGAGUACAGAGGUCGUACAGUUCUACUCUUCACAAAUAUUCUGGAUACUAGUUAGACUGAAGAGGUAGGAAAGACUACUAUAUGGCAAAAGCCAAAAGUUUCUUACUUCUGUCCUCUUUGAAGUUGUUAAUAAAUUAAUCUAAUUGAUUUCAGGGAGAAGUGCUAAUCAAAUUUCCAAUAUCAGCCAACUUCUGCUAGUGAGACUUAUUCUUUUCACUGCUUUAUUUAUUUGAUGUUGCUAAGCCGGGUUGUCUGGUUCAGCAAGGAAUUUUUUUUGCUUUUUGAUUUUGUUCUCAAUUGGAUAUUAUCAGAUUCAUAAACGCACUAAGAAAUUUUUUAGGGUUAAGUAUAUCAGUAAUAUAAUAUACUUUAUUUCCUUGCCUAAUAUUUUCCUAAAGCCUGCCAUUAAAAUAUUUACCUGUGUUUGUCCCAGGAAGCACUGUUUUCAAGGGAAACGAGAACCGUGAUUUAAGUUUAGAAAAUUGUCCAUAUAAUAAAAUUUACUGCUGCUUUUGUAAAUUGCAACUUUACAUUUCGCUGACAUAACUUUACAACAACUUUGUAUACUAGAAAUGAUUUUGCUAAGAUUUGGAUGUUAUUUUUUUAAUAAAAGGUCAUGCAUCAUCAGUAGGUAUCAACUGUAUUUCAUAUACACAGAUAUAACAAAAUUGGAGCUGCCACUGGCAAUUUUAUAAGAACAUUUAAUACUAUCAGUAAAAUUGUUUUUGGUCUGAGCCUUUGCAAAGAUUCUUUAUGCCCCUAAAGGCCUGGUAAAUCACAACAUAAGAAAUAAUUGUGUACUGCAUUUAGAUUUUAGUAUACUUGGCCAAUCAAAAAUAUUUUGAUUCACACAUACAUUAGCAGUUAUUAGUUGACCUUUAAAAAAAGAUACACCUUUAUGAUGAUGUCUUCUAGUAGAGACAUUUGUAGUCGUAUAGUGUCAUUUAUUGCAGUUUUGUACAGUACUUGAGUAUAGUGCAUAAAAUAGAUAUGUUCAGAGUUUAAAAAAAAGUUGUACAAAUAUUUCUAAAAUCAAAUAAAAGAGUAUCUUAAGACAUGGAAAUGUGCUAAAAACAACAAAGAGAAACACUGCUUUCUUUUGCUGUUUUAUUUUCUUGCUUUUUCUUUGCUUUUGAUGUGAUUCUGUUUUGUAUUUUGUGUGACAGUAUACACGCCAAGGUCACAAAUGCAUAUUAUGAAUAGAAUUAAUAGUAAGACAGAGAUGACAUCAGUAAAAUAAAGACAUUUUGUAGGUUAUAAAUGAAAGGGAAAAGCAUGGACAAGGUGUGUAUCCCUUGAAUUCCCUCUAAGUAAACUGUCAGUCUAAACCUUUCUCAUCAACAGUAGCUAAAAAAUGAGCACUUUACUCAGAACAUUAAAAUAAAAAUAUCCUUAUUUUCAUAUAUAUUUAUAUGUAAAUGUAGAUCUUCCAUGUAACAGGGAGAUGUGUGCAAUAGUGUGAUUAUAAGCAUAAGGCUGGAAGGCAAGCAAUAAAAAAAGGUUUUUUCAUGGUAUAACUAUACAUUUUUAAAAUGUUUCAUUUGUAAAUUAUAAAUUAUCCCUUCAACAUCACAUUGUCCAGGUAUGAAGAAGUAUAUAAAUAUGUACAUAUGUACAAAUAAUUGUAAAUAUUAGGACUAUAGAAAAAUCACUUUUAACUCUGUUUUUGGCAAAGGGCUCUGACUGUAUAGUUCAAGGGAGGCCCGUGCUAAACUGCUCUUGCUCGAUUAUGUUUUCUGUGACUGAGGUCUCCCUCCUGUGACCUACUGGGAGUUCAUACCUUCUGUUCACAUCAAGAUCUAGGAAUUCUCCAAACCUCACUGGACAGGGGUAUGAGAAACAGAGGUUUGUGUUUCACCCUUGGCUACGUCCCAGGUACUCAAAGCCUUCCCAACAUUGACAUGAUGUGUAUUUCUCCAUGCACAACACUGUAUAGUCAGAACUCUCCCCAUACCAAAUAUAAGUGUGCUCAGAGUCAUGUUGAAUUACCUGACAAGGAAGGAUUUUGCAUCCUUAUCCAAGAACGGGACCCUUCAAAGGUUUUUGACAGCAAGACUUCUUCUCUGGAAAAUAACAUUUGGAUAAUUCAGAGCUGCAUGCAAAAAGUUUAUCUUCAAUUUGCACAAGAAGCCGACGAUGUCUAAAGUUAAUCAGCUCUCCUACUACUGCUUUUAUUGGGUACAACUAUUUUUUCAUUGACUGACCCUUUUCUCUAUGCUUGUGUUAUGCUUAGAGUCAGUCAGUCAAAGAAACGGGUUUAUCAGAUGCUAAAGAUACAUUUAUUGCACAUUUAUAUAGAAAAGUAGGCACACUAUAUAAAUUCACUUAGUGAAAAAGAAUAAAUUUGAAAUAUUUACAUGCAGUUAUUGUGGGCAUCAGCAAGGCUUUUAAGUGGGUAUGCUCCAGAAAAGCUUCACUUUCACAUUUAGUUCAGUUGAUCCACACUAAAGCAAACUCCUUCUGUGGGAAGAAGGAGUCUGCUUUAUUGUUUCACUACAGAAAUAUUUACAGUGGGUAAACUGAGUACGCGUAAGUUGCAAAUCUGUAAGACUAUCAACUGGAUUAGUGAAUUUAAAUGUGAACUUAAGUGAAUGGAAGCACUGUGCAAGGAAUGCCACAGUUAGGCCUUCUUUUCAUUUAGCAGUAUAAAAUCUGCGUCUGGGAUUUUAAAGCUGGUGUCACAAAGUUAAAUGCAAAUACCCAGAAGUUUCAUUUCAUUCGAGUAGGGAGAGACAAUAAGUGAGAAAACGCAGGUCACUUCUCUCUCAAAGACUUGCACAUGGAAUCUACCAGUGAAUUUUUUGGUUGGCAUAUUAAUCUAAUUUAUUUUUCCCAUUACUUUUGGGUCAUGGUGUCAUAUUUUAUAUGACUUAAGAAAUUAAUACAAUAAAUACAAAGAUAUACUUACAUUGUUGUAAACUUAUAUUGGAAUUACACUAGUUCCGAAUGAGGUUUAUGAAAUCGGUUUUCAAUGUUGUACUAGGGCACAGACUUUUGAACGCAUGUGGUCAGUUAAUUUAACAGUAAUUCACAAAUCAGCAUGAAAACUGUGGAGAUCAGCAGUGUUUAUCAGCCAGAGUUGUCUGCUGGACACUUCAUGACAGAUUGCUUUUAAGAGAGUGGCUUCCAAACUUCUCAGCUGUACUGUAGCCAAUGAAAUUACUUUUACCUUCCAUAUCUGGGCUAAUUCAACUUGUAACUGCUGCAGUGUUUAGCAUCUUUUAAAAACAAUAUUAUGGUAGGUGUUCUGACAUACAAGCUUUAGUUUGGGAGACUACUCAUAUCACUGAACAUUGUUCUAAAUUAAGGAGCUAAUUUGCUUGUAUAGUCACAGGAGAGAGCAUUUAGACACCAAACAGGAGCCUUACUGAAUCACCUUCCCUUCCCUGUUGUUAUAGGUGAUGAGACUUUUCAAAGGUGAGGUGACCAUAAAAUGUCUGUAUGAAAUCAACCAGAAGCAGCUGGAAGGGGGUAGGGAUGUACGAGGGAGGAAAGGAGGAAGGAGAAAAAGCUUUGUUACCAUGUCAGUGGAUUGUGAGGUAACUGAGGAAGAAGCUGUUGAGGAAUUAAUGGUGUUUUUGUUUCAGCUUCAGUUCUGAGCCUUCACUGCCAUAUGUGACUUGAGGGAAAGUAACUCUUAGAGCAUAUGAAAUUGAAAUACUUUUUGUAUAACUCUGCUGAACUUGAGGGACAUGAGUUGUGCCUUUGAAAGUGAGAGGUUUCUACUGACUGCUUUAUGAAAACAGUCCAUGCAGUGUUGUGUACCUCCUGCCAUUUGUGAUAUCUAGGGUAGAGGGAGAAAAGAAGCUUCAGAAAUUAAACAAAACUUUGUUAAUUCUACAUUUUGUUUUCUUAAAAGGUGUGACUUUCACUUAAACUCAGACAGUCAGCGUCCAUCCUCCAUACCUCUCAUUCCUAUUCUGAACGUUUAGUGGUACACAAGUUUUGCCUUGGCCUUUCACAAAAUAGAUGGUCUAUGCUGUUGAACAUUUCCAUUCCUAACAAAUAUGCACAGAAGAUUAUUUCGGUGUGGAUAUGAAGCUAUCAUCAGUGUAUGCCCAAUUAUGAGUACACACACAAUGCUAAAAUUUAUAAAGUAAUGCCAUGAAUUUUAAAGUAGAGGAAGAAAACAUUUUAAAAUAAACCCACUAAGUCAAAUAUCUUCAUUUAAAAAACACAUAAGAUAAAUGUACAAAUGUCCAAACACAUCGAAAUAUAAUCUCUGAGUGUGGUAUAAUUUGAUGUCACAUAUAAAGUUUUUGUCUUCCAGACAUUGAAACACUAAAGUAAUUUUGUGAAUUUAUAUGAAAUUCAGCUCAUGCUUCAGCUUCGAGUAAAGACAAUGGUUCUUUAUAAAAGAGUGUUAGGAUUCCUUCCACCUCCUCCCAGUCACAGCAUACCUCCUUCUAGAAUGCUCAUAGUGUGCAAUAUAACUUUGUUAUAUUCCUUUAAUGUCUUGAUAUUUUUUUCUUUUUAGUCAAGGAGACCUUGUCCACCCCAUUUCUGCAGAUAACCCAAACUUCCUAACAACCAGAACUUUUAAUUAUACUCUGAAUUCAGUUGUUAAUUAGAGCCAUCUGAGAAUCCGUGAGGGACUUCAUCACUUUAGGCCUUUAGUAGUAGAAGUUAAAGGAUCAAAACUUUGUUUCAAUGAAUGGCAGAUCUUCAUCACAUAAAAUGUUUGUUUUCCUCUACUUUAAACCACUUAAUUUUUGAGAUUCACAUCUCUAGGUGAAUUGUUUAACUUGUGUUUUGGAAUCUGUGAUUACAUCUUACUGGAAGAAGCUAAACUUUGAGGGCUUGUCAUCUCUGACAGAGAUCAGGGCAAAAUUUGCGCUGAAUUUAAAAUAAAACUGAUUCAAAUCCUCAGGAUAUUCAUCUACGUCAAUGAGGUCAGUAAGAAUUUUUACAGAAGAGGAGUACACCUAACAGUACACCUGGAUGCUCCUUUGGACAGAGGUUGGCAGUUCUUUAAUCUGUGAAAAUAAACUCUUAAAAGAAGAGUCAACCAUACUGAAAUACAGGACUUGAUGUCUUUUCUAUUUCUGGUAUAUAUUAAUGCCCUUUAAGAAUGUUUACAAAGAGCUAUGAGUUAGGAUUAGGUGAUAACACUAACAAAAAAGAAUUUGGAGGAUGUUUUAAAAUAUGCAAAAUACUCUUCCUCUAGUGUUGAAGUCUACGUAAAUACAUAUGAUUAUAUUUUUUUUAAAAGUUCUAUUUUGCUUUUAAAUUUUAAUUCUUUUCAUAAUGUUGUGAAUACUUCACUCAGUCAGGGGUUCUGGAAUAUGUCUUUAUGCAUUCAAGGUUUUUAAUGAUUGCAAUGAGUGGUUUCAUUCAUCUGAUAUUAAAAGAGGCAAGCUCAAGCUUCAACAGGUUGAAGUGUUAUAUUUGUUUUCCAGUACUUUAUCCAUCUAACUAUGCUGUUGAGGAUGAAUGGAAAUGGAGAAUGAAACAAGAUAUUACUUUGAUAAACUGAUUUUGAUAUUCUUUAUUAGGUGUUCAUUUUGGCUGAAUUUAUCAGUUUAUAGGCUACUGUAGCUUAGCAUUAGCACGGAAUGCAAUGUAGUACUUUACAUCUAUUAGAAUACAUAUGCACCGUAUCUAUAAACUGUUAAAAAAUCAGUUCCUAAACAGCACCCCUCACCCUGUCCCCUCCAAAUAGUCACUUUAUUAGGAAACAUUUGAAGGCACUUUAAUUUUAAUGGACAUGAUUACACUAAAUCUUUUUAUACUUUAUUAAAAAAAUAGUAAAAAUACAGUGGAGUCUAAUUCAGACAUGGUUAGCAACUUCUCAGCUGGGCUGGAGUCAAAAAGCAUUUAUGCAUUGUAUGACAAAUCUACUUUAGUGAGUCACUUAGGCAUGAAAAUGUAUAGGACUUGGAAAAUAAAUGCUUCCAAUAUACUAGCAAGAAAUAAGGAAACAGGAAGAAUGAAACCAAUAAUUUUAAAGAAAACUAAACACCAAUCAAAUAUGCACAGUAAGAAACUGCAUGAUAAAUGUAAGUAUACUUAACUUUGAACAUCAACAUCAUACAAAAUCUUCUGGGUGACAGUUCACUUAUUUAGUAGGUUUCAUAGUUAUAAAUAAUUAAAGAGGAUAAUAAUAUUCUGUAAUUUGUGACCUUGUUUUAACUGGGAAAAUUGUUACUUUUCUAAAAUGUAAAAGAAAUAACUGGAUUUAUGUUUGAAUGUGUCACUGCUUGCUGUUGAAGAAUAUUUAUUAACCACAUGCAAAAUAUUGCUUAACAUUAUCUUUUUGUACUUCUUAUUAAAGUUAAUUUAAAUAUA
Molecule: messenger RNA, 8043 nt
Organism: Neopelma chrysocephalum (saffron-crested tyrant-manakin)
Lineage: Eukaryota; Metazoa; Chordata; Aves; Passeriformes; Pipridae
Gene: GABRA2
Product: gamma-aminobutyric acid type A receptor alpha2 subunit
Exons: 8
Coding region: 182-1297 (371 amino acids)
Biological process (GO): monoatomic ion transmembrane transport; nervous system process; chloride transport
Cellular component (GO): neuron projection; postsynapse; GABA-A receptor complex
Molecular function (GO): GABA-A receptor activity; inhibitory extracellular ligand-gated monoatomic ion channel activity; GABA-gated chloride ion channel activity
Source: RefSeq, a predicted model, not a curated record